Molecule: messenger RNA, 649 nt
Organism: Plasmodium coatneyi
Lineage: Eukaryota; Apicomplexa; Aconoidasida; Haemosporida; Plasmodiidae
Product: 40S ribosomal protein S12
Exons: 2
Coding region: 162-593 (143 amino acids)
Biological process (GO): translation
Cellular component (GO): ribosome; cytosolic small ribosomal subunit
Molecular function (GO): structural constituent of ribosome
Source: RefSeq, a predicted model, not a curated record
GGUUCAUUCACUCUUACGUAACUUUUUCAGUUAAUAAAAUUUUUCCCUUUCGCGCAUCCUGUUUGUGGGACCAUCAUAUACUGGUUAAUCAUUUUAUCACUUUAGCUUUCACGCUGUUUUAAUUUCCCCAUUUUUGCUUCCCCUAUUUUUUCAUUCUCAAAAUGAGCGACGUCGAAAGUGUUGAAAACAACGUAGUCGUGGAGGAGAAAACAGUUUUCGAUCACACCACGGCCAUACAGAAGGUUUUGAAGAACGCCCUGGUGCACGAUGGGCUGAAAAUAGGAAUCAGAGAAGUCAUUAAGUCGAUUGAGUCGAAGGAGGCCAAGGCAUGCUUCUUGUCCGACGUAUGUUCCGAGCCAGCAUACAAAAAAUUAAUCACAGCUUUGUGUACAGAGAAGAACAUCCCCCUUUUUAUGGUCGAAAAUGAUAGCAAGGAUUUAGGUCAGUGGGUUGGCUUGUUCAAAUUAGACAAGGAAGGAAAUGCUAGAAAGAUUAUUGGAGCGAGUUCCGUUUCGAUUAUUGACUUUGGGGAAGAAUCACCUGAGAAAGAUUAUUUAAUGCAACAGAACCAGCAGCCCGCCGUAGCUGCUUAAGAGGGGUCGUGGAGUUGUCAUGCCUCCCCCCCCUUUUUUUUUUUUUUUUUUUUUUU